Drepanopeziza brunnea f. sp. 'multigermtubi' MB_m1 is the source of this 1560-nucleotide messenger RNA. RefSeq lists its product as uncharacterized. Gene Ontology annotation, biological process: ribosomal large subunit assembly. Gene Ontology annotation, molecular function: protein binding. Gene Ontology annotation, cellular component: nucleolus. The record is from RefSeq and is a predicted model, not a curated record. Lineage: Eukaryota; Fungi; Ascomycota; Leotiomycetes; Helotiales; Drepanopezizaceae.
AUGGCGACAGUCCUACCCCCACCAAGCAAAAGACAACGAACAGAUGCCGCAGAGAGAGCAAGAGAGCAACAGGACAUCGAGGUGAUUCCCAGUGAUGCUGGCAGUCUUCGGAUACAGUUCUUUGACGAGACGACUGGUCUUCCUAUAGGCCAAGGCCCUGUGCUUGUGCCAGUUGCGGAUGCGACCCCUAAGAACCUCGAGCUUCUCCUGAAUGCGCUAUUGAACCAUGAUUCCUCUGAGACCGUGCCGUACCGAUUCACCCUUCCUGUACCAGACAAAAAGACUCUCGAGCCGAUCACAACUGCAUACCCAACGAAUGUCUGGAAGACCUUGAUCAGACCCGGUCUGAUCAGCACGGAACAGGUUCAGAACAUAUCAGCAGCACCCCAAGCAGUAUUCAGAGUACAAGCAGUCUCGAGGUGUGCUUCAACGAUACCAGGCCAUGGUGAAGCGAUCCUCGCCACCCAGUUCUCUCCCAAAUCUUCGUCGAGAAUGGUCAGCGGAAGUGGAGAUAACACAGCGAGGGUAUGGGACUGUGAUACAGGAACACCCGUGCACACUCUGAAAGGACAUACCAGCUGGGUUCUGGCAGUAAGCUGGUCUCCAGACGACUCGAGGAUAGUAACGGGAAGUAUGGAUAAUACCGUACGGAUGUGGGAUCCCAAGUCAGGAAAGCAAGUUGGAAAUCCCAUGAAGGGCCACUCCAAAUGGGUGACGAGUCUUGCGUGGGAACCCUACCAUUCUCAAAAGCCCGGAGAACCUCGGUUAGCAUCAGCGUCUAAGGACUCUACUGUCAGAGUAUGGUCGACAAAUCAACAGACGAUCGAACUUGUACUGAGUGGGCACAAGGGCUCGGUCUCUUGCGUCAAAUGGGGAGGAACCGGUUUCAUAUACACAGGAUCCCACGACAAGACAGUGAAGGUGUGGAAUGCAAAGGAUGGAACCUUGGCCCACACGCUCAGCGCACACGCACAUUGGGUCAAUCACCUCGCACUCUCAACCGACUUCGUCAUCCGAACAGGAUUUCACGAACACAAAGGUAAGAUACCCGUCACAGAGGAAGAAAAGGUCGCCAAAGCCCGAGAGAGAUUCCUCAAAGCAUCUACCAUCCAAGGCGAGGUCGUCGAAAGACUCGUCUCCGCCAGCGACGACUUCACCAUGUACCUCUGGGACCCAGCCAAGGGAACCAAACCUGUAGCCCGCAUGCUGGGCCACCAGAAGCAAGUCAACCACGUCACCUUCUCCCCCGACGGCUUGCUGAUAGCCUCCUCCGGCUUCGACAACCACACCAAGCUCUGGAAUGCCCGCGACGGCAAAUUCAUCAACACCCUGCGCGGUCACGUCGCACCCGUCUACCAGUGCGCAUUCAGCCCGGACUCGCGACUGCUCGUCACGGCAAGUAAAGAUACGACCCUCAAGGUCUGGGAUCUUCGAACCCAGAAACUCUCGGCUGAUCUUCCGGGACAUCAAGAUGAGGUGUACGCCGUAGACUGGAGCCCUGAUGGCCAGAAGGUGGCGAGUGGAGGAAAGGAUAAAGCUGUGCGGGUUUGGAGACAUUGA